Messenger RNA from Dendronephthya gigantea, 4545 nucleotides. Its product is annotated as protein timeless homolog. Bases 156 to 4130 code for a protein of 1324 amino acids. Gene Ontology annotation, cellular component: replication fork protection complex. Gene Ontology annotation, biological process: DNA replication checkpoint signaling; DNA repair; replication fork arrest. The transcript has 42 exons. Lineage: Eukaryota; Metazoa; Cnidaria; Anthozoa; Malacalcyonacea; Nephtheidae. The record is from RefSeq and is a predicted model, not a curated record. Gene Ontology annotation, molecular function: DNA binding.
AAACAACCACGAAGCCAGGGAAGAAGAAUAUCAAUGAAAGUUGAGACAAUUUUAGCUGGAUUUUUGGCUAAAUUUUUAGAUAAAACGUUGUUAUUUUUUGGGUAGUUGGAGUUAAAUAAUUUGUAUGCACUUUCCUGCCAUAUGACAAAUUAAUUAUGGUUGAUGCUGUGGAAAAUGAGUAUGUCAAUUCUGAAAUUGUCUGCACAUUGGCUGCUCUUGGUUACUUAGAAGAUGAUAAUUAUUACAAAGGAGAUGACUGCAUAGAAUGCUUAAAAGACCUGAUCCGUUUCCUGAGGGUAGAUGAUGCUACAUGUGAAAUCAGAAGACAGUUAGGAAGAUCACAAGCUGUGGAAAAGGAUCUCAUUCCCUUGCUUAAAAGUUGUUCACUUAAAGAACAUGACAUUUUUGAUGUUUGUAUUAGGUUACUGGUCAACCUAACUCAACCAGCAAUGAUUUGUUUUGGAAAUGUACCCAAAGGAAAGAUGGAACAGCACUGGUUUUUAGAGGUUACUUCACAUCUACAGUCCUACAAAGAGGCAUUUGCAGAAAAAGAAAUUAUGGCCCUACUUGGCAGGGAGCUGGGACGUUUAUUGCAGGCUGAAUGGGAUAGCAGAGAAGAAGAGGAUACCCUGCUAAUUGAAAGAAUUCUCCUCUUGGUUCGAAAUAUCCUCCAUGUUCCUGCAGAUCCCAAAGCUGAGAAGAGAACAGAUGAAGAUAGUACAAUCCACGAUCAACUUCUGUGGAAUUUACAUGUGAAUGGUGUGGAUGAUCUUGUUUUGUACGUUGCUAGUUCUCCGGACGAGAGUCGGUGGUCAAUGCAUGCGCUGGAGAUAAUUUCUCACAUGUUACGAGAACAGAAAGCCGAUGUUUUAGCGAAGACGUCUGUCGGAAGAACGAAAAAAGAACAGGAGGAAGACGCAAGAGAGCUUGAAAUACUCUAUGAAAGAGAGAAGUCUUCAAAGAACAUUGCUGCUCGAAAGGGAAUUAGACACUCGAACUUUGGUGGGACGUACUGCAUGCAAAAUCUCAAAGCCCUUAAUGAUGAAAAUAAGUUGCUCUAUCACAGACCAAUUCAACGAGCGAAGGAUCUCUCGUUUGACUUCGGCAAGACUGCCCCAAGAAAAAGAAAAAAUGAGAUGCUGGCGAAAGAGCAGGACACAGACAGAAAGUCUUCCCUGAGUGUGAGGAUGUUUCUAAAAGAUUUUUGUCUUCAGUUUCUUGAGCACGCCUACAAUCCUUUGAUGCACAUCAUCAAGGACAAUUUAAAGCACUCGAGAGCCCAAGAAAACGACGAAUCGUAUUUCCUUUGGGCAAUGAGAUUUUUUAUGGAGUUUAACCGACAUCACGGGUUUGAUGUUGCGUAUAUCAGUGAGACACUGAAUGUGCCAACAUUUCAGUACAUUCUUAUACUGCAAACGAAAUUCUUCGACAGUCUUACGACCAUCAAAGACGAAAAGGUGGAGUGGAGUCGAAGAUUGCAUCUCGCAGUGAGAGCCUAUCAAGAACUUAUUCAACAUGUAGCUUUGUUGCAACUGUCUGAAGAUGAAAACAUACAAGAUAGUGCUAAAAUCAUAAAAGAAAACGUAUUCUAUGUCUCGGAAUAUCGAGAAAUAUUUAUUAUUCUGUUAAAGAAGUUUAAUCCCUGUUUUCAAACAAAAUCGUUUCUCAGAGACUUGAUCGAAGCAUUUCAUAUAUUUCUCAAGUUGUUGGAAGCACAUUGUAAGAACAAAGGUCAUGUCAUUGUACAGCAAAAGAGAAAAAAGGCGAAAAGAAGAAAAAAGAAGAAAACUGCGGCCAGGAGCGAACCGGUUGUUCCACUCACAGACGAGCAAAAGGAAGAACGUUGGCAAGAACUCAGCGCAGAUCUUUCAUCAUUUCUACAGAACGAGGAUGGUGGCCUUCCUUCGAUUAUCAAUCCUUUCGAUCCUGUGUCGGACGUGCCCGAAGAAGAUCAAAAAACGAGAUGUUUAUCGUUAAUUCAGCAAAAUAUUCGUGUGAACUCGUUUGGUGAAGCUUUGGCUCUUCUUCGGGCAGCCAGGGAAAUUUGGCAAAACAGCUCAUUCGGUGAAGAUGAUAUUGAUCCAGAAGGCGAAUUUAUGUGUUUUUACGAGAUAUUUCGCAUGGACGUACCAGUUAUUAAUGAUGACGGUAAUGCUGAGACAGAGGCAAAUGGCGAUCAAGAAGAUGAAAUGACGGAUCCUGAGACUGAAGAAAUACAGGCUGUUCAAGUGAGGGAAACUGAAUUUGACUUCGAAGCUUUCCUAAAAAAAUUAGCUUCGCCGUUGUUGCUGCAACCUUACUGUUGGCUUUUGAGCUGGUACCAAGAGAACAAUGCAUAUAUCAAUCAUUACAUUGUGAAGAUGAUGUAUCGAAUUGCUGUAGAUUUGAAACUGCACGCCAUGUUGUUCCAACUCUCUUUGUUUGUGACCUUCAGGAAAGUGUUUUCUGAUCCUGCUGUAAGCAAGUAUAAGGAAUUGGUGAAGUUUUCAAAAUAUAUUCUAUCAAAGUUCUUCGCCUUGCUUCCUACUAACCCGACCUUGUGUGCAGAACUUAUCUUUUGGAAAUCUCCUGCGGAAUGUUAUGAAAUAACCGAGGGAUAUGGAAGCUUUGUUAAUAGGGAAGUGAAAAGAAGUGGACAUUCAUGGACAUUUGAAGAGGAAGAACAACUGAAGCAACUUUACGACGAAUUCAAAGACUCUGAAGAUCUCGUCGAGAACAUUCUCAACGCCAUCGACAACGAGUUCAGAUCUAGGAGACAAGUUGUUGGGAAGCUUAUCACACUCGGUUUAGUUGAAAAUAAGGAGAUUUUAAAAAAAAAGCCUGUGAAUAAAAAUGAAUGGCCUGAAGAGGAACAAAACGAAUUACGAAAUUUGUUUGAGGAGUUUAAGGAGAGUGAUGAUAUCGUCGGUGGCAUAUUGCUGAGCAUGACUAACAAAACGCGAUCAAGAAGACAGGUCAUAAACCAACUGGUUAAACUAAACAUUGUUGAGGACCACAGCAUACUUAGGAAAAAACGUGCUAAGAAAACGAAGAAAAGAAAAGGCAAUGAGUACGAGGAAGAAGAUGGUGCUAGUGAUUCAGAAAAUGGUGGGAGCGAAGAACCGGAAGCUGAAACGUCCGACGCCGAUGACGAAUCUGAUGUGGACGAUGAAAUCGAUACCGACUUUCUUGCCAUAUUGACCACCGUGAAAAAGUCAGAACAUGCUGAGCAACUUGAUUGGCUUAAAACAAGAUUGAAUGAAGAGGCUGACGACAGAGCUGAAGACGAUGAUUGGCAACCAUUACCACUGGUGACGUUGACAGAGCAGACUGAAUUAGCUCUCAGAGAUAAAUCUUUUCAGAAGCUCCUGAAGAAAAUAGGAUUAGUUCCGCCGUCCAAUGAACAGGAAAGGUAUUGGCGGAUACCUGACAACUUGACCCCAGAUCAUUUAAGAAAAGCAAUCACUGACAUGGAAGCUGAACCAUCAAAUUCGCUCGAAUCAAGCAGUAAUGAGAGCAGGAAAAGCAAGGUGAAUCCCAAGAGGCAAAAACUGGCGGAGUUGGCUGCCACUCUCAAGUCCUCUGACAAGAGAAGUGAGCGAGCAAGAAAAAGAAAAGAACGCGAUAACAACAAUAGGAGAAAAGAAAAAAAUUUUGGAAAUGACGAAAGAUCUUCUAAUGGCAAUAGUAGCGACGAAUCAGACUCUUACGCCCAAGAAGGCAGCAGAGAACAAAAGCAAAAGAUAACGCGAAAGCGAAGAAGAGUCAGAAUGCAGGAGAGCGAUGACAGUGACGAGGAUGCUUUGCACAUACACAUGGAAGAAAAUGUCCAAGAAAAUCACGAUGGUGUUGCAGCAGGUGAAGAAAUUGCCGAAGCGAGUCAGAAAGUUGGUAGCCGUCAUCACGAUGGAUUGGAGGACGAUAGUGCAAGCAGCGAUGGUGACCACCCUGGUAGGAAAAAUGAUGCAUUUCAGACAUUCGAAGGAAACAGUGGUCAAAGUGACGAUGAUCAUGAUGAGAAUCGUAGUAGAAAAAGAGGAAGGUCUGAGGAGGAAAGUGACAGCAGUGAUGACGAUUUUGAUGUACCUCUAAUACGUACAAAGAGAGCGAGACAAGCUGUCCUGGAUGACGACGAUGAUGAAGACGAUUAGGUGGAGAUUCCAUUGCUGUCAAUUGUGAUUGUUAUCGUCGGGUCAGUUGUUUGUUUUAUAAUGCAUCUAGGGAAAUCUAGGAUAAUAAAUGAUCGACAACAAACACGCCUCGUCACGAAGUGAGCCUCGACCAUCAGCUGGUGCUAUAAAAGUCAACAAGCAGGAACAAGUUUCAGGUACUGUGUGUGUUACUGUAGAAGAACAGCUAGCAAUAUAAACGAACAGUAGUUUUUACUGUAAAAUUUUUGUGAAAAAUUCCCAAAAUUGAACUUUCUGUUAAUUAAAUGUCAUCAUUGUGGUUUGUACAUAGUGCUAAUAAGGUACCGCGCGUCGCGUUGGUAAUUGCCCGCAUCAAUUUUUCCAGCUAGUCCAACUAAUUCCAUUGCAAGUUUAAAAAUAUGUUGUAGCGUUUAAA